Arvicanthis niloticus (Nile rat) is the source of this 1382-nucleotide messenger RNA. RefSeq names its product membrane-spanning 4-domains subfamily A member 12-like. NCBI's taxonomy places the organism in Eukaryota, Metazoa, Chordata, Mammalia, Rodentia, Muridae. The record is from RefSeq and is a predicted model, not a curated record. Gene Ontology annotation, biological process: cell surface receptor signaling pathway. Gene Ontology annotation, cellular component: plasma membrane.
AGAGCUUUGAUUUUUGAGGAGACUCGCAAUAGGAAAACUUGCUUCUAUCUGUCUACUGGAAAACAGUGGGUAGAAUUUGCUCGGUGGGGAAAUCUAUGGAGCAGGGAAUCAGCCAUAGUUGGGCUCAGGGACUCUACAGAUUAAUAGCUAUAGUGUGCCCAGCACUAGUCAGUAAAAGGUGUCCGUACUAGAGCGCCUCCUGCUGGCUCCAUACCCUAACCGCAUCUGCAUCUCGCGGACAGGAAGGCUGGAUGGAACCUCCAAGGGCCUGUGGAACUAGCUUCUGCGUGGCCCUCCUCACGUGGCGCCCUUCACCACGGUUGCUCUGAGGUACAACCGCAGCUGCGUUGGAUCCGCAAGAGGUAAUGAGGGACACAUGGAGGUGGCAGCUGCUUGCCUGCAGGAAUACCAGGGCAGGAAGAUCUGGACCUAAAAGCAACCCCUUCAGGAUUGCCCUAUUCUAACCUCAGGGUCUAAACAGAGUAUGGAUCCAUGACCCUUGAACAGAGCACAUUAAGGACAAGCAUUGGACACUACUUCCUGGGAGCUUCGGUUGUAUCCUAUGCUUCUUUUAUCUCCCCAGUACAACCCUACAGGUGAUUCUUGUCACUGAGAAGAGCCUUUGAAGGAGUUUAUUACAUUUUUUUAAGUUACCUCAUAACGGGAAAGGAACUUACCCUCACAUCCCUGUGUUAUAUCUUGAUGAAUAUGCCACAGAAUCGGCUAUGGAUAAAAAAGGAACUGAGAGUGUUGGGGACCAUACAACUAAUGACAGGCCUGAUUGUACAGAGCCUGGGAUACUUCUGGACAUACCUGUUCUUUUCUCAAACUAUUGUAUUUGGACUGGGAAGUAAUUAUCCUCCUCUCAUAGGAACGUCAGGAUACUCACUUUGGGCCUCCUUGCUUUUUAGCCUAUCAGGAAGUUUAUCAAUAAUACUACAGAAGAACCCUUCAAAUCACAUGCUGAUCUGGACCAUGACAAUGAACAUCCUAAGCUUCUUCGCAACACUAAUUGGUGUGUUUUUAACAACAAUCGAACUGAUAGUGACUUCAAGUUUAGAGUCAUCCCUGUGGCAAUAUAAAAGUGGUAGGAUGCUUACAGAAUAUAUGUUCCUGUUCAUCGUCUUGGAGAUGUUCAUGACAUCCAUAGUAACUGAGUGGACCUAUAGAGCAAGACAAACAGAUUAAAACAGUUGAUCGCUCUCAUCGAUGCUGCCCUUUUCCUGCAUGUUAGGAGGAGUAUGGCGGCCUCAAUCAAGGACGAAAGCCUGCUGAUGAGUGAGGAACUUUGUUCACAAGACACCUUGGAAAGUGGGAUUUUAAUAAGUCUUCCUCAGCAUUUCCUCACCUCCAUCUCAUUAAUAAAAACUGGUGACAAUGAG